AUGAAAUUGGUAGACGUCGAACAGCAGGCCCGCCGGAUCCUGUUCGGCCUGGGUUUCCAGGAGGCUGGUCUCGGAAAGGAUUUCACGGCUCUCUCUGGUGGCUGGCGCAUGAGGGCUCUGCUGGCGAGCAUCCUGUUGCAACAGCCCGACGUCAUGAUCCUCGACGAGCCGACCAACUUCCUCGACUUGCUAGGUGUGGUUUGGCUGGAGACUUACCUGCACCAGAUGCGCGAGACGGCCCCCGCGACCACCGUGCUGGUCGUGUCGCACGAUCGCGCGUUCGUCAAUGCCAUCUGCGAGGAGAUCGUCAUCCUGCGCGACCAGCAGCUGUCCUAUUUUCGGGGCAACCUGGCCGCGUAUGAAAAGGAUUUUGAAGCGCAGAAGCUUUACUGGGGCCGCAUGAAGGAAGCCCAGGAGCGCCAGAUCGCACACAUGGAGGCCACGAUCCGCGAGAACGUCAAGAUCGGGAAGAAGACCAACGACGACAACAAGCUGCGCAUGGCCAAGUCGCGGCAGAAGAAGGUCAACGACCGCAUGGGCAUCCAGGUGAGUGCCAAGGGGACUCGCUUCAAGCUCAACCGCGAUCUACCAGGCUUCCACCCGAAAGCCCGCGCCGAGAUCGAAGUCCCCACGGACGAGAAGGGGGCCUCGAUGCUGUUACCCGACGCGACGGAGCUGCGCUUCCCGGGCCCUCUCUGUUCCCUGGAGGGGAUCCUCUUCCGGUACAGUCCCCGCGACCCCAACCCGGUCCUGAACGGUGUCGACCUAGUAGUCCAUAUGGGUGACCGCGUGGGGAUCAUGGGCCUCAAUGGGUCCGGGAAAUCGACCCUUGUGCGUGUUUUGGUCGGGGGAUUGCAACCAACCCAGGGUAAGAUCUCGACACACGCACGGUUGAAAGUCGGCUACUACUCGCAGCAUGCAGUCGAGGAACUCCAGGAACAGGGCCACAACGAGCUCGAACUGACAGCUCUCGGACUUAUGAUGAAAGAAGUGGACGGGGCUCUCAAUGAGGGGGAUCUGCGAGGACUUCUGUCGGGAUUCGGCCUUGCAGGUCGAAUCGCCUCUGAUGUCCCGAUUGCUCGCUUGUCAGGGGGCCAACUGGUAUGAUGAUUUUUUCUCUCUUUUAUAUAUUUUGAAAGUUUGACGCAUCGGCUGAUGGACAGGUCCGUCUCGCUCUAGCAAGAACCGUCUGGACCUCGCCCCAGCUGCUUAUCCUCGACGAAAUCACCACCCAUCUCGACUUCCACACCGUGACUGCGCUUGCCGCAGCCCUUUCUGCCUUCAACGGGGCAAUCCUGCUGAUCUCGCACGACCGGUUCCUCGUACGGUCGGU
Messenger RNA from Penicilliopsis zonata CBS 506.65, 1333 nucleotides. RefSeq lists its product as hypothetical. Lineage: Eukaryota; Fungi; Ascomycota; Eurotiomycetes; Eurotiales; Aspergillaceae. The transcript has a single exon. Gene Ontology annotation, molecular function: ATP hydrolysis activity; ATP binding. The record is from RefSeq and is a predicted model, not a curated record. The coding region runs from base 1 to 1107 and encodes 368 amino acids.